Molecule: messenger RNA, 2079 nt
Organism: Insectozyma verbasci
Lineage: Eukaryota; Fungi; Ascomycota; Pichiomycetes; Serinales; Debaryomycetaceae
Source: the annotation of a GenBank genome assembly
AUGUUUACCAGUUUUCUAAAAUCUGGUAUAAGAUCCGUGUACAAUGUUCUGGAAAAUCCCUCUUUUGCUGCUGAACCAUGGGUUAUAUAUCCUGCUAAGCAUAAAACCACUGGUAAAUUAGCUUCGGUGUUUAUUUUUGACAAAACAAAAUUUGAAAAUCAAGUGAAAAGAUUAUGUUCAAUGUCUUCAUCAAAUACAAGAAAUCCAAAAGUUUUAAUAAGUGAAUGCUAUGAAUUAAUAAAGUUUGAAAUUAAUCAAUUGAGUAAGCUAAAACAUCCACAAAUCUUAACAGUUUUAGAAGUUUUGGAAGAAACUAAAACAAAGUUUAUUUUCGCAACUGAAUCAGUUGGUGAUAAUUUAUCAACUAUAAAUGAUUUGGAUUCUUUGACUAUUCAAAAAGGUUUGUUACAAAUUAUAAAAGGAUUACAGUUUUUACAUAGUAAUGGAAUAAUUCAUAUGAAUUUGAACCCAUCGGCCAUUUUUUUAAAUCAACAAGGUGAUUGGAAACUAGCAGGAUUUAAAUUUUUGCAGAAUUUGAAUGAAUUAUCAUCACAAGAUAGAGAAAACUUUUAUAUUAUGAACAAUUCAAUAAUCCAAUUUACAAAUUUGAAUUUGAGUUUUACCGCACCAGAAUUGAUUGUUGAUUCCAGAACGAACUUAAAUUUUGCAAAUGAUGUUUGGUCAUUAGCAAUGGUCAUCUAUUUUAUAUAUAAUAAAAAACCAUUAAUUGAAGCGGAAAGUAUUUCGGAAUAUAAAGAGAAGUUUAAAGUUUUUGAGAGAAAUUUUUAUCAAAAGAGUGGAAAUUUGCAAUUGAUAAGUAUACCACAAAACUUGAUAAAUGUGUUACCAAGAUGUUUGGCAAGAUAUCCUGGUGAUAGAAUGAAUCUUGGUCAAUUUUUGGAUACUGAUUACUUUAAUGGGAAACUAAUAAAAGCUAUGUGUUUUAUUGAUGAAUUUUCUACAAAGCAAGUGGAUGAGAAAUUAACAUUUUUAGAAGGCUUAUCAAUACCCGAUGGUAAGAAUAACACUAUCUUAAAACAAUUACCAUCUUCAUUAAUUAUCAACAAAUUAAUCCCAACGUUAAUUGAACUUAUACUUCAUGAAUUAAACGUCGAUGAAGAUAAUAAUUUAAUACCACAAUCAUUAUUGAUAAUUUUAAAAAGUUGUGAGUCAAUUUCUCAACUUACAUUUCAAGAUAAAGUUUUUACAAUAUUGUUUGAUAAUAAAAAGACAUCAAAAAAGUUAUUUAAUUCAUCAAUCAAAUCUAGAAUUAUUAUCACAGAAAAUCUUCAUAUCAUACAACAUAAAACAAAUGACAAACAAUUUAUUACCUUUAUUAAAAACAUAAUAAAUUUCAUAUUUAUUAAAGAUGAUUCGUCAGAUGAUCAAAUAAAACUACAAGAAACAUUUUUACGAUACACACCUAAGUUCAUCGAGAAAAUUGAUUUUCCAUAUUUGAAAAAUAACAUUUUUCCACUUCUAUGUGAAAAUUUUAAAACAACAACUAUUUUAUCGACGAAAAUUGCUUUGAUAGAGACCUUUGAAUCUUUUGUUGACUUAAAUGUAAUUGAUAAUAUUAUUAUUACCGACCAAUUAUUCGUGAUUAUGAAGAAUUUGAAAAGUAGAGAUGAGAGAAUCGUUGGGAAAGUGUUACAAUUUUAUAAUAAGCUUGUUAAAAAUCAACAUAUUAAUUUGGAUAUUGAUGUAUGUGUCGAAAAUAUCCUAUUCCAAUGUUUAAGUUUAACUUUUAGUUGCAAUUGUGAUAAAAAUGAAUUUAACAAGUUUAUGAAAAUUAAUAGUGGUAUUCAAAAGUUAUUGGUUGAGAAAAAACUAGCCAGUUUAAGUGUAGCUACAACAGGAAACGACUUUGAAUCUUUAAUUCAGAAUCAAAAGACCGCUGGACCAGAUAUACUGGAACAAAUUCCAAAAUUAAAAAAUCAUGAUAUAAUUUUACAACCAAGAAAACCAAGUAAUAAAACUUCAAGUAUGAAAAAUGUAAACUUUCCACCAGGUUAUAAUUCGAAUAUUGUUUUGUCACCUAAACAUAAUGUAAAUAGCUUUAGCGAUAGUUUAAUAUAA